GACAGCCCGCCGGGUCCGCACUCGCUAUGUUCAGGCCCUGCGCUCUCGGGGCCCCCAGCAUGAAAAACUACCGGGUGCUGCGCACGCUGGGGGCGGGCGCCUGCGCCAAAGUCAAGCUGGCGCUACACUUGGUGACCGGCACGGAGGUGGCCAUCAAGUUCAUCUGCAAGGCCAGGCAGGCGCGCCUCGAGUUCCUGGCCCGCGAGGUGGCUUGUAUGAAAGCGCUGCAGCACCCCAACAUCAUCCAGCUGUUCGAGGUGCUGGACACCCCGGAGGAACUCCUCCUGGUCAUGGAGUAUGCGGGCGGGGGGAACCUGCUGGACUACCUGCUCCGGCGCGGGCGCCUGGAGGAGCUCGAGGCGCGCCACAAGUUCCAGCAGAUCCUCGCGGCGGUCGCGCACUGCCACGCGCGGGGCAUCGUGCAUCGCGACCUCAAGCCGGAGAACAUCCUCAUGGACCGCGAGCACAACCUCAAGCUCAGCGACUUCGGGCUGAGCAUCGAGUGCGCGGGCGCGGCGCUCAGCACCUUCUGCGGCAGCCCCGAGUAUGCGGCGCCCGAGAUCUUCCUGCACCGCCCGUACGCGGGCCCCGCCGUGGACGUGUGGAGCCUGGGGGUGGUGCUCUACAGGAUGGUCACGGGCGCGCUGCCCUUCCGGGGCUCCGACCUCGUGGAGAUCCGGGACCGCGUGGUCAGCGGGCACUUCCACCUGCCCCCCUACCUCUCGGCCCAGUGCCGGGACCUCCUGGGCAGAAUGAUGGUGCUGGACCCCCAGGAGCGCAGCAGCCUGGAGGCCAUCCAGCAGCACCCGUGGGUGCGGCCGACUCAGGGGCUCCUGGCCGUCCGCGAGCCGUCGCCCAGCCACCACGACGCGGCCCUGGCGGAGGCCAUGGACCGAGCCUCAGGGCGCAGUGCCAGCUCCCCGUCAAGCCCCCAGGUGGGGGAUACCCGGGAGGACUCUUCCACCCCCACGCCGGGCCCCCUGCAGAGGGACGCCCCAGAGCGCAGCGCCACCCCCACGCCGGGCCCCCUGCGGGAGGACGCCUGGGAGGAGAGCGACACCUCCAUUCUGGACAUCCUGCAGGAGGUUGCCCCGGAGCCCAGCGCCACGUCAAUUCCGGGCCCCCAGGUGGAGGACAGCGCCACCCCCAGGUCACGCCCCCUGCGGGUGGACGCCUGGGAGGAGAGCGCCACCUCCAUUCCGGACCCCCUGCAGGAGGGUGCCCCAGAUCAGAGCGCCACCUCAAUUCCAAGCCCCCAGGCAGAGGACAGCGCCACCUCCAUUCAAGAGCCCCUGCAGGAGGAAGCCCCAGAGCAAAGUGCCACCUCAAUUCCGGGCCCCCAGGUGGAGGACAGUGCCACCCCCAGGUCACGCCCCCUGCGGGAGGAUGCCUGGGAGGAGAGCGCCACCUCCAUUCCGGACCUCCUGCAGGAGGGUGCCCCAGAUCAGAGCGCCACCUCAAUUCCAGGCCCCCAGGCAGAGGACAGCGCCACCUCCAUUCUAGACCCCCCGCAGGAGGAUGCCCCAGAGCAAAGCGCCACAUCCAUUCCGGGCCCCCAGGUGCAGGACACCAAGGAGGGUGGUAGCACCACCACCAUGCCAGGCCCCCUGGUGGAGGGUGAACAGGAAAGCAAGAAGGGACCAUUCAGUCCUGCCCCCCAG
This is a messenger RNA of Talpa occidentalis (Iberian mole), 1661 nucleotides long. Its product is annotated as MAP/microtubule affinity-regulating kinase 4-like. Gene Ontology annotation, molecular function: protein serine/threonine kinase activity; ATP binding. Gene Ontology annotation, biological process: protein phosphorylation; intracellular signal transduction. NCBI's taxonomy places the organism in Eukaryota, Metazoa, Chordata, Mammalia, Eulipotyphla, Talpidae. The transcript is spliced from 2 exons. The record is from RefSeq and is a predicted model, not a curated record. Gene Ontology annotation, cellular component: cytoplasm. The annotation marks the transcript as partial.